Boeremia exigua is the source of this 2092-nucleotide messenger RNA. RefSeq names its product major facilitator superfamily domain-containing protein. Bases 255 to 1985 code for a protein of 576 amino acids. The transcript is spliced from 3 exons. Lineage: Eukaryota; Fungi; Ascomycota; Dothideomycetes; Pleosporales; Didymellaceae. Gene Ontology annotation, biological process: transmembrane transport; basic amino acid transport. Gene Ontology annotation, molecular function: basic amino acid transmembrane transporter activity. Gene Ontology annotation, cellular component: fungal-type vacuole membrane. The record is from RefSeq and is a predicted model, not a curated record.
GCAGAGGGUUUUGGUGCGAGGAAAGCGUUGCUUGUACAUAUUUAGACUGUUUUUCGCAGGUUCCGCACUGGGGUUCCGCGUGCGGAGUGUUUCCUUGAAUUACUUAAUUGUGUGCUGCUGGGUGAGUCAGGUGGACGGGAUAGGGAAGAGAAGGAUUGUAAGAGAAGGAUUGUAAGGGAAAAUUAGCAAGAGAAGGAUAGCAAAAGAAGCGUAGCAAGGAGAACGAUAAGCCAGGGAAAGAGGGAAAAGAUACAAUGACCCCCCCAGAUGAGACCACGCGUCUACUCCCGCCGUCAGACAGCGUCGCGGCCGUGCGGGAGGGCAGCGUGAGCCCGGCGCUGGGCGCAGGAGCCCUGGACGUCCCCGCGCUGGGCAAGAGCACGCAGACCCCGCACCUCGUCCGGUUCCAGAGGAACGGGCUGCUGGAGGGCGUACCGACGUGGCGCUUCCGCUGCGUGUUCGGUGGGAUCUUGGUGGGCUACUUUAUCGCCAUGUUCGACUCCACCCUCAUGGCCUCCUCCCACCCCGUAAUAACCUCACACUUCCACGCCUCCAACUCGGCCUCCUGGCUCUCCACCGCCUUCCUGCUCACCUCAACCUCCCUCCAACCCCUCAUGGGCCGGCUCUCCGACACCAUCGGCCGCCGGCCCCUCUACCUCGCGGGGCUAACCCUCAUCUGCGGCACGACCGCGUGGUGCGCGGCCGCCCAAUCCAUCGGCUCCUUCAUCGCCGCGCGCGCCGUGUGCGGGAUCGGCGCCGCGGGCGUGCUGAGCAUGGGCAACGUGAUGACCAACGACCUCGUCAGCAUCGAGGUCAGGGGCACGUACCAGGCGUACAUCAACCUGUUCUACGGGGGCGGGUCAGCGUGUGGAGCCGCGUUCGGGGGCUUCCUGUGCGAUCGGCUCGGCUGGCGGAUGACGUUUGCGGUGCAGAUUCCCGUGUUUGUGGGAUUGUUGGUGAAUGCAUAUUUCACCACGCCGGGGGAUUUGGGGCCGUGUCUGCAUGCGCGGUCCGGGCUGGGGAUCAGGGAUGCGCUGAGGGGGUUCGAUGGGUUGGGGUCGGUGCUGUUGACGGGGUCCGUGGCGGCGCUGAUUCUGGGGCUGAAUCUGGGCGGUAACGUGUACGCGUGGACGCACCCGAUUGUUGUUACUUCACUGAGCGUCGCAGUCGUCGCGGGCGCCGCGCUGCUGUGGGUCGAGGCGCGGGCAGAGCGCGCGGUGAUGCCGCUGCCGAUGCUGGCGAGUGCGCCGCGGGGCAAUCUGGUGUUCAACAACUUCUUCGCGGCGCUGGGGAUCAACACGGUGCUGUUCAACGCGCCGCUGUACUUCCAGGCCGUCAAGCUGGAGUCGGCGUCGGUGUCUGGGUUCCGGCUGGGCGGGCCGAGCGUGGCGCUGACGGUGUGCGGGGUGAGCUGCGGGUUCAUCAUGACGGCGACGGGGCGGAUGAAGGGGCUGAUUGUGGUGGGGUCGCUGGCGAUGCUGGUCGGGGCCGUGUGUCUGGGGGCGCUGUGGGACGGGGUGCCGGCGUGGGUUGCGACGGCGUUUCUGAUUCCGUCGAGCGUUGGACAGGGGCUGUCGUUCCCGGCGACGUCGCUGGCGGUGCUGGCGACAAGUACGCAGGAGGACCAGGCGGUCAUGACGAGCACGCUGCUCUUGUGGCGCAGUCUGGGCGUGGUCAUGGGCGUCUCAAUCAGCAGUCUGAUCUUGCAGAACGCGCUGACAGCGUAUCUGAACGCGCUUGUCACCGGGCGGCAUAAAGAUGAGAUCAUCUUGACAGUCCGCCGAUCCGUGCGAAGCAUCAUCGACCUGGACCCCAAGCACCAGGCCCAGGUGAUCGAGGCCUACGACCGCAGUCUGAAGCUGACAUUCAUGUCCGCGAUUGUCGUCUUCGUAGUUGCGAACAUCCUCGUGCUGGCCAUCAAGCUGCCAGUGCUGAAGAGAAAGGACGCGGAUGAGGAAGUAGAAGGUGAUGAUGAAGAACGAUAGACUGCAAAGAGAUUAGACAAGCGAGAUCGACACAUGCCGCGCCUACACGACGUAUAGAUGUCAUCAGUGUAUAUGUAAAUGUAUAACUUGGUAUUGUAGAGACAGAA